Molecule: messenger RNA, 1011 nt
Organism: Thamnophis sirtalis
Lineage: Eukaryota; Metazoa; Chordata; Lepidosauria; Squamata; Natricidae
Product: testis-specific serine/threonine-protein kinase 1
Biological process (GO): microtubule cytoskeleton organization; intracellular signal transduction; protein phosphorylation
Cellular component (GO): cytoplasm
Molecular function (GO): tau-protein kinase activity; ATP binding
Source: RefSeq, a predicted model, not a curated record
AUGGAUGACGGCGAGGUCCUUAAAAAGAGGGGCUACAUUAUGGGUAUCAACCUCGGAGAAGGUUCCUACGCCAAAGUGAAGUCUGCUUAUUCCGAACGGCUGAAGUGUAACGUGGCGGUCAAGAUCAUCGAUAAGAAGAAGGCUCCCCGAGACUUCCUGGAUAGGUUUCUCCCGCGGGAGAUUGAGAUGUUGGCCAGGGUGAAGCAUUACGCCAUCGUCAAGACUUACGAAAUCUUUGAGACCUCCGAAGGGAAAGUCUACAUCGUCACCGAACUCGGGGUCCAAGGGGACCUGCUGGAGUUCAUCAAGAAGAAAGGGGCCAUCCCUGAAGAGAUUGCCCGCAAGAUGUUCAACCAACUAGCCAGCGCCAUGAAAUAUUGCCAUGAGUUAGACAUCGUCCACCGGGACUUGAAAUGCGAGAACUUGCUCCUGGAUAAAGAAUACAACAUCAAACUGACGGAUUUUGGCUUCGCCAAGCGCCUGUCUCGAGACGAUGACGGGCGGGUCAUUCUUAGCAAAACCUUCUGCGGGUCGGCUGCCUACGCGGCCCCCGAAGUGCUCCAGGGCAUCCCCUACCAGCCCAAGGUCUACGACAUCUGGAGCAUGGGCGUCGUGCUGUUCAUCAUGGUCUGCGGUUCCAUGCCUUACGACGAGUCCAACAUCAAGAAGAUGCUCAAGCUGCAGAAGGAGCACCGGGUCCAUUUCCCCCGGUCCAAAAUCCUGUCGGUGGAAUGCAAGGACCUCAUCUACCACAUGCUUCAGCCCGACGUGACUCGGCGGCUGUGCAUCGACGAGGUUUUGAUGCACAUCUGGAUGCAGGAGCCCAAAGCCGUGUCUGACUCCAUGCUGACCAAACCGGGAGAGUGCUCACAGAGCCAGAUCCGAUCCCUCUUCGGAAAGGAAAGCAUUUCGCAGCCGUCAGAUAACGAGCAAGUGAAACAAGAGAUACGGCACGAGGACCUGGAGAAUCUCGACACUGUCUCUGACCAAAUGCAAAGGACUUCCCUCUGA